Solanum stenotomum is the source of this 2228-nucleotide messenger RNA. RefSeq names its product MLO-like protein 4. The record is from RefSeq and is a predicted model, not a curated record. The transcript is spliced from 15 exons. Gene Ontology annotation, biological process: defense response. Gene Ontology annotation, cellular component: membrane. Bases 117 to 1862 code for a protein of 581 amino acids. Lineage: Eukaryota; Viridiplantae; Streptophyta; Magnoliopsida; Solanales; Solanaceae.
AUUAAUUAAUUAAGUGAAAGAAGGUACACACAUUUUUUUAUUAUUAUUAUUAGUCUAAAUCGAGAGGGAGAUUCCGUCCACUCUAAAUCGGCGAUUUGGUGGAUCUUCAAGGAAAUAUGGAAGGCAUUUUGAGGGAAGGAAGGUCAUUGAAGGAAACACCAACAUGGUCAGUUGCAACAGUCACCACUGUUAUGGUAUUUGUUUGCUUGUUUGCUCAACGCUCCAUUUACCGAUUUGGAAGGUGGUUGAAAAAGACUAGAAGAAAAGCUCUUUUUGCUUCUGUAGAGAAGAUAAAGGAAGAGUUGAUGCUGCUUGGCCUAAUUUCUUUGUUGUUGGGACAAUGUGCAAGGCAGAUUUCUCAAAUUUGUGUCAAUUCAUCCCUUUUCACUAGUAGAUUCUACCUUUGUUCUCAAGAAGAUUAUGACAGUACUAGUACUAGUGACACAAUCCAUUCCUCCAUUCUCUCUAAUCAUACUACUCUUAUUCCUCCCAAGGGAAUUUAUCAACCAUCACAUCAAUGUGGUGAGGGACGUGAACCUUUUGUCUCCUAUGAAGGUCUUGAACAGCUUCACCGCUUCCUCUUUGUUCUUGGUAUCACCCAUGUUCUCUACAGUUGUAUUGUUGUCGGCUUGGCCAUGACCAAGAUAUACAGUUGGAGGAAGUGGGAAAACCAAGUGAGCUCUGGGGAAGAGAACAACUUACAAGUGCCAAAGAAUAAGGAGAUGAGACGACAGUCCACCUUUGCUCUGCAUCAUGCUUCCCAUCCAUGGAGUAGGAGUCGGAUUCUUAUAUGGAUGCUUUGCUUUCUUAGGCAGUUCAGGACUUCAAUUCACAAGUCAGAUUACUUGGCACUGAGAUUGGGGUUUAUCACUGUAGGUAUUCAGUUUCUUUUGAAUCACAAGCUUCCACUUACUUACAAUUUCCACAAGUACAUGGUUCGUAGCAUGGAAGAUGAAUUUUAUGAAAUUGUAGGGAUCAGCUGGCUACUUUGGGGUUAUGCCAUCAUAUGCAUCUUCGUCAACAUUCAUGGUCUUAAUAUCUACUUCUGGCUCUCUUUUAUUCCUGCCAUCCUUGUCAUGGUGGUUGGAACAAAACUACAGCAUGUAGUCUCCUCGUUGGCACUUGAAAUUGCAGAACCGAAGGGUCCACUUAUUGGGUCGCAAGUAAAGCCACGCGAUGAAUUGUUUUGGUUUGGAAAACCGAAGAUACUAUUACGAUUGAUACAGUUUAUAUCAUUUCAGAAUGCUUUUGAAAUGGCAACCUUUAUCUGGUCCUUGUGGGGAUUGAAGCAACGGUCGUGCUUCAUGAAGAACCAUGCAAUGGUUGUCAUCAGAUUGAUUUCAGGGGUUCUUGUGCAGUUCUGGUGUAGCCACAGUACUGUUCCUUUAAAUGUGAUUAUCUCACAGAUGGGUUCACGGUGUGGAAAGGCUCUCGUAGCUGAAAGUGUUCGAGACUCACUCCACAGUUGGUGCAAGAGAGUAAAGGACAGGUCGAAACACGACGCUCUACGAUCUAUAACUACAAGAUCAACAUGUUCCCUUGGAUCAACAAUUGAUGAGGGGGAUGAGAUAGCAACAGUGGCAUCAGUAACUUUAUCUCCAUGUUCCUCUAGAGGCUCAUUUCACCACCUAGAUGAGAAGGUUGUGUUGAAUGAUCAACAAGAAGAUUGCAUUGUUGAAACUUCAAACCAACCAGGUCAUGAAUUAUCUUUCAGAAACAGGGAAUAUUCAUGUGAAGCUCUGGUCACUGAUACAGAGGAGAUUGUGGAUGAUGAGACGCAUUCAUCUGAACCUCUGGAGAAUAUGGAUAAUGAUGAUGCAGACAAGAUAGAAACUCUCUUCGAGUUGUUCCAGAAGACAUGAUUUUUAUUUUUUCUCAUGCUACACAGUAUUUAUUCUGUACAUUGUACACACACACCUCCCAUACGCUACACUAGCUGUGACAAGCUGCAGAGGGAUAAGCCCUUUUUACACAAGUAUCUUAUUGUUGCCUUUGCUAUUUCUGGCAAUGGAGAUCACUUCUCUAUGAUUAAGCUAGAUUAGGCUUCUAUUGUGUAACUCAGAAAAUGAACAUACAUUGAUUUGUAAAGUAACAGUCCGAUGAAUUUUACAUGGGAAUCUUUCAGUUGAUAACAUAAGAUGUUUUUGUUUUCCACCUAGCUUGGGCAAAAUAACAGACCAAAUAUUAAUGAAAAAACCUUACUCGUUGUUAAUAUCUUUUGUGUGCAA